Molecule: messenger RNA, 1597 nt
Organism: Melanotaenia boesemani (Boeseman's rainbowfish)
Lineage: Eukaryota; Metazoa; Chordata; Actinopteri; Atheriniformes; Melanotaeniidae
Gene: anxa1a
Product: annexin A1a
Exons: 12
Coding region: 158-1171 (337 amino acids)
Biological process (GO): cellular response to vascular endothelial growth factor stimulus; positive regulation of T-helper 1 cell differentiation; cellular response to glucocorticoid stimulus
Cellular component (GO): plasma membrane; cytoplasm
Molecular function (GO): calcium ion binding; calcium-dependent phospholipid binding; cadherin binding involved in cell-cell adhesion
Source: RefSeq, a predicted model, not a curated record
UAGCAGCUGUGGAGGAGAGUUUAUGGGCUGGAUUCCUUCCUAGGUGGAGUUAGCCUGUGUAUAAAUACACUCUUUCUAUCACUGCAACUCCCCUGGAACUACACUAAGACUAACUUCUCCCUUCUGAUAUCACUCGACACACACACGCAGUCCCAUCAUGUCUUUCAUCCAAGCCUUUUUGGAGCAAACGGUCUAUCUGGGCAUGCCUGAUGACUCACUCCUAAAGAAUGAUGGAACAGUGACUCCAGCUACCAAUUUUAGCCCAAGUGGAGAUGCAGGAAUCCUGGACAAAGCCAUCAAGGCAAAAGGUGUGGAUGAAAACACCAUCAUUGAAAUUCUGGUGAAAAGGAGCAAUGAUCAGAGACAGCAAAUCAAACAGGCUUACCAGCAGGCCAGUGGCAAGCCGCUGGAAACAGCUCUGAAACAUGCUCUGAAAGGAGAUCUGGAGGAUGUGGUGCUGGCUUUGCUGAAAACACCAGCCCAGUACGACGCCCAGCAGCUGAAACACGCUAUGAAGGGUCUUGGAACAGAUGAGGAUACCCUGAUAGAGAUUCUAGCUUCCAGAACCAACAGACAGAUCAUGGACAUCAAAAAGGUCUACAAGGAAGAAUACAAAAAGGAGCUGGAGGAGGACAUCAGGUCUGACACAAGUGGGGAUUUCAGGGCUGCCCUCCUUGCUCUCUGUAAGGCCAGCAGGACUGAAGGAGUUAGUGAGCAGCUAAUUGACAGUGAUGCCAGGGCUAUGUAUGAGGCUGGAGAGGGGAGGAAGGGCACAGACUGCUCUGUGUUCAUUGACAUCCUGACCACCAGGAGUGCCCUUCAUCUUCGCAAAGUAUUUGAAAGGUACUCAAAGUACAGCAAAGUGGAUGUAGCCAAAGCCAUCGACCUGGAAUUGAAGGGGGAUAUUGAAAGUUGUCUCACAGCAGUAGUGAAAUGUGCUGGAAGCAGGGCUGCCUUCUUUGCAGAGAAACUCUACUUGGCCAUGAAGGGUAAAGGUACCCGCAAACAUAUCCUGACUCGCAUCAUGGUGAGCCGCUCUGAGAUUGACAUGAAACGGAUCAAAGAGGAGUACAAGAAAAACUAUGGCAAAACACUCUACCAGGAAAUCCUGGAUGACACACAGGGAGACUAUGAGAAGAUCCUGCUGGCUCUCUGUGGGGGCGAAAACUAAAAGCCUGUCGGUUAAAAAUUUCAGAACUGAAGAGCAAAGAUCAAAAAGCCAAAGAUAAUCCCCCCCACCUGUGGCAAAUUACCUUUUGUCUCUGGGCCUGUACUGUGCCUUUUAUGCUUAUAGCGAACCGAGGAGACAUCAUGGCAUUUAGUAAAAGUAUAGCAUAGAGUUGGCACUGCUUCAGCAUACAUAUUCUCUCCUGGAGAUGUUUUCUUCCAAGCUAUUCCAAUGUAGAUCUGAUAUCAUUCCACUGGAUCUAUGCUCUCCACAGACUCAGCUUUUGUGCUUUUGUCCAAUGCUCAAGAAGCUGAAGUCAGUUACUAUAGCACAGCUGAUAUAUGCAGAGGACCAUGUGCCAAUUAUCUAGUGGUAGUUUUACCUGUGAAGGAGCUUCAACAACUGCAAAUAAAAGCUUUUUAUAACGAA